Molecule: messenger RNA, 963 nt
Organism: Stegodyphus dumicola
Lineage: Eukaryota; Metazoa; Arthropoda; Arachnida; Araneae; Eresidae
Product: alcohol dehydrogenase class-3 chain L-like
Biological process (GO): formaldehyde catabolic process
Cellular component (GO): cytosol
Molecular function (GO): zinc ion binding; alcohol dehydrogenase (NAD+) activity; S-(hydroxymethyl)glutathione dehydrogenase [NAD(P)+] activity
Source: RefSeq, a predicted model, not a curated record
GGAAAAGAAUUUUUCCACGAUUAGAUAAAAACAACUCAAAAUUUUGAAAACCACCUUCAGAUUACUUCUCUUCUGGGCGUUGGUAGACAUAGUCAGGUUUUAAGAUUAACACGAAACAAAAUGUCCACAGCUGGAAAGCCAAUCACGUGCCGUGCUGCGGUGGCAUGGGAGAAAGCCAAGCCAUUCAAGAUUGAAACUGUGGAAGUCGCUCCGCCCAAGAAAGGUGAAGUGAGAGUCAGGGUGACUUCAACCGGUGUCUGCCACUCAGACCUCCAUAUUCUGGAAGGCAUAGACAAAUCCUGGUACUUUCCAUGCAUCUUGGGCCACGAAGGAGCAGGAAUCGUCGAAAGCGUCGGCGAAGGGGUGACCAGCCUGGCGCCAGGGGAUACCGUCGUAUUUUGUUUUGAAUCUCACUGCGGAGAAUGUAACUACUGUAAAAAUCCGAAAACGAAUCUGUGUCAGAAACAGCCGAGAACCGGCUUUCAAUUAGAUGGCACCUCCAGAAUCACGUGCAAAGGAACACCCCUAGGUCAGAUGAGCUCUAUAAGCACAUUUUCUGAGUACACCGUCACCUGGGAGAACAAUGUAACGAAGGUGAAUCCCAAGGCAAACCCUAACACUCUCUGCUUAGCUGGAUGCUGCAUACCAACUGGAUACGGAGCAGCAAUGAAGGCUGCACAAGUAACUCCAGGCUCUACAUGCGCCAUCUGGGGCUUGGGAGGCGUCGGCAUGUGCGUUGUCAUGGGCUGCAGGGACAGUGGAGCAUCCAAGAUCAUUGGUAUCGACGUCAAUCCAAAGAAAUUCGAAAAGGCCAAAGAGUUUGGUUGCACUGACUUUUUGAACCCGAAAGAUGUCUCUGAUGUUCCCCAGAAGUUGGAAGAGAUGACAAAUGGAGGUGUGGAUUAUUGUUUCGUGUCUGUAGGAAUCAUCCCUGUCAUGGUAAGUUUCCUGCAUACUGGGACU